UUUUGUUUAUAUAUUGAUGCCACUCGGGUCUCACGCUCAGCAUUCAUUGUCUUAUCCCUCCUAUUUGCAUUAUACAUAAUUCUGUUCUCCUGUUUUACAUUUACAAUGAUUUAGCAUUUCUUGCGUCAAUUCGCAUCAAUUUUUUUUUAUUGAAAUUCCUGUAUUAAAUAUUCUGAGUAUUAGAUCUCAGAAUAAGCUUAAGAAAUGGCCUCAAUAUCUUCCAGUCCUCGAACUGUAGAAGAGAUCUUCAAGGAUUUCAGCGCUCGUAGGGCCGGAAUUGUUCGGGCCUUAACUCAUGAUGUAGACGAGUUCUACGGUCUUUGUGAUCCAGAAAAGGAGAAUUUGUGCCUAUAUGGCCAUCCAAACGAAACUUGGGAAGUCAAUCUCCCUGCCGAGGAAGUCCCCCCUGAGCUUCCAGAACCUGCCCUUGGGAUAAAUUUUGCAAGGGAUGGUAUGAAUCGAAGAGAUUGGCUUUCACUGGUUGCUGUGCAUAGUGAUUGUUGGUUGCUAUCUGUAGCAUUCUACUUUGGGGCACAGAUACCCCGGAAUGAUAGGAAGCGCCUUUUUAGCUUAAUGAAUGAUCUUCCCACGGUCUUUGAAGUUGUGGCAGAAAAAAAGCCUUCAAAAGACAAACCUAGUGCAGAUAGUGGGAGCAGAUCACGGGGCAGUGUAAAGAGAAGCAGCGAUGGACUGGUGAAAAGCGCAGCCCCAAAAGUGGCUGACGAAAGUUAUGAAGAAGAUGAAGAGGAACAUGGUGAAACAUUGUGUGGCUGCUGCGCAGGAAAUUACAAUGCAGAUGAGUUUUGGAUUGGGUGUGACAUAUGUGAGAGGUGGUUCCACGGGAAGUGCGUAAAGAUAACACCUGCCAAAGCAGAGAGCAUAAAGCACUACAAGUGUCCAUCUUGCAGCUUGAAGCAACGAGGCAGACCAUAAUAAUAAACCUUAAAAAACACCCUGAAGAGGAUGCCUUUGUGUUGUUUUUCAUUCUGACAUAAAUAGCUUUAGCCAUUUUUCACUACUUUGUAAUGAAGAGAUAUGUUGUUGUGAUGAUUGCUUAAAAAGGAAAGGAAAAUCCUGUCGUUGCUCCUCAAUCCAUGUCAAAAGAUCAAAAGAACAGCAUAAUUUAUAGGUUUUAUCAAUUUGCUGUAGAUGCUUUCAUCAUAUUCAUAAAGCCUAGUUAUAAAUAAUGUGUGCAUCUGGAGUUCUUUUUCUUGAUUUAAUAACUUGUUUUCUG
Messenger RNA from Cuscuta epithymum, 1234 nucleotides. NCBI's taxonomy places the organism in Eukaryota, Viridiplantae, Streptophyta, Magnoliopsida, Solanales, Convolvulaceae. The record is from the annotation of a GenBank genome assembly.